Molecule: messenger RNA, 1560 nt
Organism: Pyricularia pennisetigena
Lineage: Eukaryota; Fungi; Ascomycota; Sordariomycetes; Magnaporthales; Pyriculariaceae
Exons: 2
Biological process (GO): fatty acid elongation, monounsaturated fatty acid; fatty acid elongation, saturated fatty acid; fatty acid elongation, polyunsaturated fatty acid
Cellular component (GO): endoplasmic reticulum membrane
Molecular function (GO): fatty acid elongase activity
Source: RefSeq, a predicted model, not a curated record
AGCAAUUCCAGUCUUGAAGGAGAGGCAAAGAAUUGGGCUGUGCCCGUCAAGCCACCUCUCGUCAGCCAACCUUUUGUCUCAUUACACAGCGCACAAAUGGCUUCCACCGGCCCUAUCCAUUGGGGGCUCCCUCGCCCGGCACUGUUCAAGUUUCCUCCGAAGAACGUGCCAGACUUCAUCACGCCCAUCUCGGUACAGUCCCACGGCUCAUCAGCCUUUGUGCCCCCUUUCCACAUUCCCGACAAUGUGUACUCUGCUUGGCUGGAUGCGAGGGUGCCGAUUACGAUUGCAGCCACGUAUGCCAUCACCAUAAAGCUCCUGAAUGCCUACAACAAGUCGACAAACAAGAGGCCAUGGGCAAUCAGCAAGACCAGAGCCUUCUUUUGGUUUGUUGUGGCGCACAACGUUUUCCUCGCCGUCUACUCGGCUUGGACAUGGUGGGGGACGCUUGGCAUGCUGAGACGCAGUAUUCUCAGCCCAACAGGGCCAGCAGGCUGGGCCGGCACCGCGGACAGCUUCUGCCGUGUCUUUGGCCCCCCAGGUGUCGGCAAUGGCAUCUAUUUCAGUGAUGCUGACCACCGCUGGCACAGCCAUGCGCACGGUGCUCCUCUCCCCGCUGGCCCCGACCGCACCACCAGCGGCCGUAUGUGGAACGAGGGACUGGCUUUCUACGGCUGGCUGUUCUACAUCAGCAAGUUCUAUGAGGUUAUUGACACCUUGAUCAUCAUUGCCAAGGGCAAGCUGAGCUCGACUCUGCAGACAUACCAUCACGCGGGUGCUAUGAUGUGCAUGUGGGCUGGUAUGCGCUACAUGAGCGUGCCCAUCUGGACAUUUUUGUUCUUCAACUCUUUCAUUCACGCGAUGAUGUACACGUACUACACCUUGACUGCUUUCCACAUCAAAGUGCCUGUGUUUAUCAAGCGCACAUUGACGACCAUGCAAAUCACUCAGUUCGUUGUCGGUGCUUCCUACGCGAUGAUUCAUUCCUUCGUGUCCUACACCGUCCCGGUUGCAUUGAACGGGAACCCGGUCACUGCGGCACCAGGCGCUGCGGCUACUCCAGCCGGCGCAGCCACCACCAACCAAGCCAUCAUCGACAGCAUGAAGAACAUGAUUGGCGGUCUUGUGGGCUCCAAGCCCGCUACUGCCGCUGACGCUGCUCCUUCUGGUAUGUACAGAGUUGCCGGUCUUUCGGACACGACUGCAUACGGACAGCGCGUUGUGCCCUGCAUUUCAAGCACUGGUGAAACAUUUGCUAUCUGGCUCAACGUGCUGUACUUGGCGCCACUCACCUAUCUGUUCGUCAUGUUCUUCAUCUCGUCAUACUUGCGCCGGUCCAGUGUGGACGCUGCCCGCUUCAAGAAGGGCACCUCGGCGCGUCGGGAGAGCAACGUGGCUCUUGCCGAGAAGGCGGGAUGGGAGGCUGCCCGUCAAGUCGAGAAAGAGGUCUACGGUGGCGAGGAUGUUCAGGUUCACAUGAACGGCAAUGGGAAGCCAAAGUCAAACGGUGUCGUUGCGAGCCCCAAUGGCAAGGCUCGGUCGAAGGGCAAGAGGAGGUAG